AAAUAAGAGGCAGCAGGUGCCGGAUUUGAAAGGAUUUGCUAACAAAGAGUGCAAGUAACAUGUGGUGAGGAGGACAGUUAAAAAGAUGUGCACCAUUCUCUGCUGAGAGGAUAAAGGGCAGCUGGAGACCCUGCUUUCAUCCGCACCAGCACCUCUAAGCAGAGGCACAAGCUGCAUAGUACAGACUCAGCCCAGGAUGACGUCAGCCAGCCUCUAGCAUCAGCAGCAGGACCAGAAGUGAUUGAAUGCACACAACAGCCGGGCAGACUCUCUUCGUAUUGCCAUCCAAACCCCAGCAACUGCAAGGCAUAAACCACAGCCAACGCAAGCAUCUCAUUCACUUUAAAACUGGGUUCUUGCCUUUCUAGAUUUUUCUUUGAAAAAGACAGCCUACAGGUUGAUGCUGCAUAGGAGGCACAAAAGGAAAAGGAAUUGCCAGAUCUUUUUUGCUACCUAAUCAGGAGGGUGUUGUUGCCAUAUUAUUAAUAUCAGCUUGAUAUUAAUUUUGUAUAUCUAGAGGGGUCCCUCCCUCUAUCCUUUAUUUGCUUGUCCUUAAGACUAAUGGUUCCUUUUUCAUCCAUGUGGCUUUCUGUAACAAGACCAGUUACUGCAGCUUGCCGCAUAGAUUAGAUGUUUUUUUUCUCUGUCUCAAGAUGUGAUACUCGUUUUGGAUUUGUAUUUCAUCCUUAAUGUGAGCAGCCGGCUUAGAGCUGAGGAUGGGAGCUGUAUGAAUAUUUAAGGAGCUGUAUGAGAAUUUAACUACAUGCGACUGUGGGUUACUGGUAAAUAUUCUGCACAUGGUCACAGCAGGAAAAGCCUGUACCCUUGAUGCAAUUCAUCAAACAAAGGAAUCUUAGCAGGCAGGGAAGGCAAUGCUUCAGUAAAGUGCACUUGAUCAGGAGACGGCUUGGGAUUGUCACCGUACUGAGAGGGAUGCAAGACUGGAUAGGAUUUUCCCUGCUGCUACCUGAGAGGCGCUCUCUCCUUUUAUCUGCUUCUCAUCACUGAGGUCAGGGGGUACAGAAACAAUCUGUUUUGGAUCUAGCUGCUUUACAUCUUAUUAAUGUGGGCACACUCAUAUUUUAUUGUUUAAAUUACAUCUUAUUAUCAGUUUUUAAGUUAUUUCUGGGUGAUGCUCAUUCCUAUUGCAGUGUGUUUUUACUGACCACAAAAAGCAUCCUCUUCACUACUCAGGUACAUAAGGAAUUAUAACAUCAUUGCAUAGAAUCUGCAGCAUGACACACUUGCAGGCAGGCCUGUCUCCGGAGACACUAGAGAAAGCCCGAUUGGAGCUAAAUGAAAAUCCAGACACCUUGCAUCAAGACAUUCAGGAGGUGAGGGACAUGGUAAUUACAAGGCCAGAUAUAGGCUUUCUCAGGACUGAUGAUGCUUUCAUUUUAAGGUUUUUAAGGGCCAGGAAGUUUAAUCAUUUUGAGGCAUUCCGCUUGUUAGCCCAGUACUUUGAGUAUCGCCAGCAGAACCUGGACAUGUUCAAGAACUUCAAGGCCACAGAUCCAGGCAUCAAGCAAGGACUAAAGGAUGGAUUCCCUGGUGUGCUCUCCAAUCUUGAUCACUUUGGUAGGAAGAUCCUGGUGUUGUUUGCUGCCAACUGGGACCAGAGCAGGUAUACUCUUGUAGACAUUCUACGGGCAAUACUGCUAUCACUGGAAGCUAUGAUAGAAGACCCAGAACUACAAGUCAAUGGAUUUGUUUUGAUUAUAGAUUGGAGCAACUUCACCUUUAAACAAGCAUCCAAACUUACUCCAAGCAUGCUGAGAUUGGCCAUUGAAGGUCUGCAGGACAGUUUUCCUGCACGGUUUGGAGGAAUACAUUUUGUCAAUCAACCUUGGUAUAUACAUGCCCUGUACACUGUUAUAAGACCAUUCUUAAAGGAAAAGACACGGAAAAGGAUAUUUUUGCAUGGGAAUAAUCUGAACAGUUUGCAUCAGUUAAUUCACCCAGAGAUUCUACCUUCUGAGUUUGGAGGAAUGCUGCCACCUUAUGACAUGGGAACAUGGGCAAGAACAUUGUUGGAUCAUGAGUAUGAUGAUGAGAGUGAAUACAAUGUGGAAUCUUAUAGUAUGCCAACAAAAGAGGUGGAAAAGGACUUGUCUCCUAAAGCCAUGAAAAGAUCACAGUCAGUAGUGGAUCCAGGUGUGUUGAAACACAAUGACAAAAAUGAAGAAGAAAACCUGCAGCCUUUAUUGUCGCUUGAUUAGCACUUUCAUGGCAACAGCUCCUGCUGAGAGUCAGAACUUUCUGAAAUAGUGAAACACAUUAAAAGAAUGUAACUGGAAAAUAUUAUGUAUGUAAUGUUAAGAGGUGUAAUCACACAAAAGUGUUCUUUGCAGUUUUGAGAGCCCACCAAUGCAUUAAUGCAUUUAUUCUGUAAGUGCCAAUUUGUCUGUAAAUAGAGUCCAAUGUGAUCUAUCUUUAGAUUUAUAUGACUAGAACAUGUGAACAAAAUGUAAACACCAAUUUAUGUCUGAAAAUGUGUACUGUACAAAAAACAUAAAACACAGAAAAUAUCAUUGUCCUAGGCUCCAUGUUUUUUAUAAAAAGCCAUAAAGCAGCUGCCACACUGCAUUUACUUUGAGUACAGCAUAGAGGAAUUUCUGUACAAAAUUGUUUUGCUAAUUAAAAAAAAGAAACAUUUAUAACUGUAUAGUAACAUUAUACUGGGGUCUGCAGUUUAUCUUGCUUGGCUUAAUGAAUUAAAAACCAGAGAAAAGAAUAUCUGUAAUGUGCCAAAUUGGCUUGCUUUGGGGAUUUGUGAUGUUAUUUUUUUAUAGUGUCAUUACAGCCUGUCAGUGAAAUAUAUAAAAAUAACACAGAGUGCAAACACAGUGCCAUAAAAUGGAAUUAAUUGGAUACACUCAAACCACUUUUGAAACUCAUAUUGUGCUUCACAAUUAUAGAGCAAUCCAACAAUGAUAACGCUAUCUAAGAUCUUGUAUAUAGUUUACUGUUGGGUUUAUGUAGUCACUCAGAUCAUAUUUUAUCAUCUGCCGAUAGUAAACAAACACAUUAGGUCACACUAUACUAAAAUGUACUUAUUGUUACACUUAAGGUGAUAUACAUACAGUAUAUACUGCUGCACAGAAUUUAAAUACCACUUUACAGUGAAGCAAAUUAUGUUUAAUGUUAUCUUUUUUGGUAAGUUCUUUUAUGUGGGUUAUUAUGUAAUGCACUGUAAUUUCCAACACAAUUUUAUAUUAGUUACUAUACUUUGGCAAAUGCUGUGCUCAAAGAGUGCAUAUUCAAAGAGUUUUGGUAAAACAUAUUCUUUAAUACACAGCCUGGACCUUACUGAUUUAUGAGCUUGGCCUUGAAAUGUGCAAACAAAAACCUACCAAGUUAACAGAGCAGUCAAAAAACAAAGGCUCUAUCAGAAAAACCACCACAGACACAUUUUUAAUCUAUGCUGGGGCUGGAGGGAAAACAGAAAUCUAUGAUAAUAUGAGUAAUGAGACAUUUAAGUUUGUAAUUUUGUAUGUAAAUGGUUAAAAAUCCUUU
Messenger RNA from Xenopus tropicalis (tropical clawed frog), 3516 nucleotides. It is a transcript of the gene clvs2, whose product is annotated as clavesin 2. The coding region runs from base 1236 to 2219 and encodes 327 amino acids. NCBI's taxonomy places the organism in Eukaryota, Metazoa, Chordata, Amphibia, Anura, Pipidae. The record is from RefSeq and is a predicted model, not a curated record. Gene Ontology annotation, cellular component: cytoplasmic vesicle; endomembrane system; clathrin-coated vesicle. The transcript is spliced from 5 exons.